AUGUCGGAUCUUGAAACCAAGUCCGAGCCACGGAUCGAGGCAGGGCCUUCUUCACUCGACAGUGAGGCUCUCCCUGUCACCCACGAGUAUAUCAAGCCAAAAUGGUACCGCAGCACCUAUUACAAUGCUUUCAUCCUCGGUAUCUGCAACUUUCUCGCGCCGGGAAUCUGGGGGGCGAUGAACUCGCUCGGUGCCGGUGGAGAACAGGAACCUUACCUGGUCAAUGCUGCCAAUUCGCUCACGUUCGGGCUCAUGGUCGUCUCCUGCUUCUUUUCGCCCCUCCUCGUCAAAGCCGUAGGCAUCAAAUGGACUUUGAUUUUCGGCACUAUGGGAUACGCUCCCUAUGCCGCGGGCUUGUACUCCAACAAUCGGUACGACGCCGAAUGGGCCGUCUUGCUUGGAGCAGGAUUAUGUGGUAUAUCGGCAGGAAUCUUCUGGAUGGCUGAGGCCGCCAUUGCACUCUCCUAUCCAGAGCCUGAGAACCAGGGUCGCUUCCUGGGAUUCUGGCUCAGCUUUCGUAUCGGUGGACAGAUCCUUGGAGGCGCGAUCAACCUUGGCAUCAACUCGAACAAGAACGAAGCUGGCAAGGUCUCCUACAAAGUUUUCCUGGCGUUCAUUGCUCUGCAAGCACUCGCACCCUUAGCCGGCCUGCUCCUCAACAAGCCCGACCAAGUCCAGCGGACCGACGGUGUCAAGGUCAAACUCGCCAUCACCGGAAGCGCGUCCUACGAGCUGAAAGCCAACGCCAAGCUCUUCGUCACCCCGAACUUCCUGCUGCUCGUCCCGCUCAUCGCCCAGGCCGUCUACGCCGAGGCCGUCUUCUUCACCUUCGCUUCCCUCUGGUUCACCGUGCGGGUCCGAGCCUUGGGCUCUUUCCUGUCCGGCAUCGUCGCCCUGGUCGGCGGUAACGUGCUCGGCGCCUGGCUGGACGGGAAGAAGCUAAGUCUGAAGACGAGGACGCGAGGCGCGUUCUUUACCAUUCUCGGGCUGCAGGGCGUGUGGUGGGUGUGGGCGACCAUCCUGGUGACGGAUUUCCGCGAGAGCCGCCCGACGUAUGACUGGCUCGAUGCCGGCUUUGCGAAGGGGUUUGCCCUGUUCCUGUUCUGGGUGAUGGGCUUCCAGUUGAAUUACAUGUACCUCUACUUUGUUGUUGGCGAGCUGGUGAACACGGAUGCGGAUGUGAUUCGUAUCGCUGGGCUCUUGCGAGCAACGGAAUCGGCUGUCCAAGCUGUCAGCUACGGGUUGAACAGCAUCAAGGUCUUCGCGGAGGUCGGUGGUGUAUACGUGAACUUCGGUCUUUGGGGCGUUGCCUUGAUUCCCGGCUGGCUGGUCAUCAGACAAAUCGGCGUCACGUUAGGCGACAAGAAGCUUGAACGGGAAGGGCUCAUUCAAAGCGGGCCGGAGGGCGACGUUAUUGAAAGGCGCGAUACAGACUAG
Drepanopeziza brunnea f. sp. 'multigermtubi' MB_m1 is the source of this 1437-nucleotide messenger RNA. RefSeq lists its product as uncharacterized. NCBI's taxonomy places the organism in Eukaryota, Fungi, Ascomycota, Leotiomycetes, Helotiales, Drepanopezizaceae. The record is from RefSeq and is a predicted model, not a curated record.